AUAUUCAUGGCUUUUAAACCUAAUAUGGAUUUGAAAAAUCAUGGCUUUUAGUUUAUAAAACCACUUAUCAGCAGAAUUUUUUUUAAACUCAACAAAUUCAUCAUUUCCUUUAGGUUUUCAUCACUUUCAUCUCUACGCCCUUUUUCACCCUUUGGACUCGCAGGAGUGGUAGUCCCUCCGCCGCUGGACUGGAACGUAACCUCAAACGUCCACUUAUCGUGUCCAGUUCUUAAACGUCACAUUAGACAUCCCUACGCCACAAGAUGGGUAAGGAGGACCGGACAACCUGGAAAGCCAAGUACUUCUCCAAAUUAGUUCAAUACUUGGAAGAAUACCCAAAAUGUUUCAUUGUGGGCGCAAACAAUGUCGGCUCAACACAGUUCCAAAAGAUCCGUGUGUCACUCCGAGGAACUGCCAUCGUCCUCAUGGGUAAGAACACUAUGAUGAGGAAAGCUAUCCGUGGUCACAUUGAACACAACCCAGCUCUUGAAAAAUUACUGCCUCAUAUUGUUGGCAAUGUUGGUUUCGUGUUCACGCGUCAAGACCUCGUCGAAGUCCGUGACAAGCUUCUCGAGAACAAAGUGCAAGCCCCUGCCAGAGCUGGAGCCAUUGCUCCUGCCCCUGUCGUCAUCCCCGCCCAAAACACCGGUCUUGGUCCGGAAAAGACUUCUUUCUUCCAGGCUCUUUCCAUCCCCACCAAGAUCUCCAAGGGAACGAUUGAAAUUGUGAGCGAUGUCCACAUUUUAAAAGAAGGUGACAAAGUAGGUCCCAGCGAAGCAACUCUACUCAACAUGUUGAACAUUUCUCCGUUUUCGUAUGGUUUAGUUGUUCAUCAGGUCUACGAUUCUGGUACUGUUUUCGAACCCAGAGUUUUGGAUAUCAAACCAGAAGAUCUUCGUGUUAAAUUCUUGGAGGGAGUCGCGAGAGUUGCUGCAACUUGUCUCAAGAUUGGAUAUCCGACCAUCGUCUCUGUGCCUCACAGCAUUGUCAACGGAUUCAAGAAUCUGUUGGCCGUUGCUGCGGCUACUGAGAUUACAUUCAAGGAAGCUGAGACUGUGAAGGAGUUCUUGAAGGAUCCCAGCAAGUUUGCUGUUGCCGCAGCACCAGCUGCAGCUGCCGCCGCUGCCCCAGAGGCCAAAAAAGAAGAGAAGAAAGAGGAAAGCGAAAGUGAGGAUGAUGACAUGGGCUUCGGUCUCUUUGACUAGAUUCUACACUCUUGACUUAACUUCUGACGCUUCUUUUUUGACUGUGAAGAGCCAGACUUUUUAUUAUUAAAGUAUUUUUUUUACAACA
Molecule: messenger RNA, 1293 nt
Organism: Bemisia tabaci
Lineage: Eukaryota; Metazoa; Arthropoda; Insecta; Hemiptera; Aleyrodidae
Gene: RpLP0
Product: ribosomal protein LP0
Biological process (GO): ribosomal large subunit assembly; ribosome biogenesis; cytoplasmic translation
Cellular component (GO): cytosolic large ribosomal subunit
Molecular function (GO): large ribosomal subunit rRNA binding; structural constituent of ribosome
Source: RefSeq, a predicted model, not a curated record